Messenger RNA from Suillus subaureus, 417 nucleotides. RefSeq lists its product as uncharacterized. NCBI's taxonomy places the organism in Eukaryota, Fungi, Basidiomycota, Agaricomycetes, Boletales, Suillaceae. The record is from RefSeq and is a predicted model, not a curated record. The annotation marks the transcript as partial. The transcript has 3 exons.
CUCUUCUCAGACUCUGUGAAGGAUGCAAAGGAGCAGGGCAGAAAGAAGAAACAAGGUGGCACACCUAGGGAAACUUACUACUUGCAGCUUGCUCAUGCUGUAUUUGAAAAUGAUGAGGAUCCUGAGACAAGACUUCUCUUCGAGCAGAACCCCCAGGUUUUCAUCAAGCCUGUCCAGACACGGUUUGGAAUACUCAAGAAGAAAUACAACGAGGUCAAUAAGUCCCUCAAGCAGUCAGGCACUGGAAUAACAUUUGAAGACCUCCAGAAGGACCCAGAGAUGAAAACACUACUUGAUUCACACUUGGUGAAGUUCCUGUGGUGGCCAGACCUUCAUGGUUGGUGGAGAACCAACCCUGCAUAUAACACCAUGUCGUCCUCUGCAGACCCUGGGCAAGACUUUGAAUCUAAUGCACUC